This is a messenger RNA of Funneliformis geosporum, 543 nucleotides long. Lineage: Eukaryota; Fungi; Glomeromycota; Glomeromycetes; Glomerales; Glomeraceae. The record is from the annotation of a GenBank genome assembly.
AUGGGAUUUAGUAAUAGAGCAUUAGAACUGAUAGCGGAAGUGGAUGAUGAAGGUCUAACUGCAAUCACAGAUUCAUGUCAUAAAUUAGAAUGUCUAAAUAUUUCUAAUCGCACAGAGUUUUCUAAAAUAUUAAUUUGGUGUUUUAAAAUUAGUAAAGAAGCUGUAGAUCAGGUCAUUUCACUUAAUCCCAAUAUUAAUAUCGUGAAUUUCAUGGAUACUAUAAUGCCUCCUGACCUCAUUGGAGUGGUUAUAAAUUAUCUUACACAGAAUAACGUUGCUAGUAGACAGAUUUUAGCUCAGAGCCUUUUAGAUUUAAAAGACUUAGAACUUGAUGAUAACUUUUUUACAAAGCUUCGUGAUGAAAAUAUCACUGGUGAUGUAUUUCUCAGGCUAAUAGGUUGGGAUUUAAAGGAAUAUGGAAUGACAUUAAGACAGGCAUUAAAACUUGAGGACUACAUUAAGGGACUAUAUAACCGAGAAGGAGCAUUAGGAGUUUAUUUUGUGAAAAAGAUCGGUUCGAAAUCUAGUGACCUCCUAAAAUGA